This is a messenger RNA of Lampris incognitus (smalleye Pacific opah), 2914 nucleotides long. Its product is annotated as tumor necrosis factor receptor superfamily member 12A. Gene Ontology annotation, biological process: positive regulation of apoptotic process. The transcript has 5 exons. The record is from RefSeq and is a predicted model, not a curated record. Lineage: Eukaryota; Metazoa; Chordata; Actinopteri; Lampriformes; Lampridae. Gene Ontology annotation, cellular component: plasma membrane. The coding region runs from base 154 to 528 and encodes 124 amino acids. Gene Ontology annotation, molecular function: protein binding.
GUGUGUACGCUCUUAAAACAAGGCGCAGACUCCUCCGGGUGACUCAUUCUGAUGCUCGCUUUUCCACGGUGAGGGAAAACCAGCACGGAUUUGUGUUUUCAAUCCGAUGAACUUUGCGGGAUUUGCGUCGCCGACAGCGAUCAGCCCGCUCCCAUGGCCCCGAACGUCUUCUGCGCGCUGUGCGGAUUUAUCGUCGCCGCCGCCUCGGCGCAUUUCUACGGCGUAAACGCGCAGAAAAGCCAGUGCAGCAGUUCAGAGUUUUGGAAUUCAGAUUUGGAUGUUUGUGUCCCGUGUGCGUCAUGCAAGCAGUACCCAAAGACCCCAUCCUGUAACACAUGUAGACCUGUAUAUGUAGAGGAGACGUCCGACGUGUGGCGGCUAGCGGCCAUCACCAGUUUCUCGGUGCUCGCCGUCGUGCUGGUCGGGGCCGCGUUGAUUAUCGGAGUCAUGGUCCAUCGGCACAAGUCGCAGAAACGACCUCUACGGGAACCCAUCGAAGAAACCGCGGGGCCACUUUAUCAAGCAUAAACAUGCAGUAGGUACACUUUAAACCUCAUCUCUCUCUGGAAGGACAAGCGACAGACGUAACACAGGAAGCCUGGCUCCACGAGUCUCUUCGCCGUGAUCUCCACGCUGAUGGACUCGAACCGUAAUUUAUUCUACUGUGCGAGCCGGAGCCACGUUCAGUUCUCAAGAAAGGGUCUUUCUUUCACGAAGCAGUCACACUGAGCCGUGCUGGACCCGGGGACGUAUCGACCACUUGUGUCUGCAGACACAACGCCAACCGUGCACCAAUCACGUAUACUUAGCAGAGAGCCAUGGUGACGUUAUAGUAAAUAGUGGUGGUAUCAUUUUUCAUACUUUAUUUGCCUUAAUAUUUCAAUUAUUAGUCCUUUGUAUUCCGUUUUGAGAAACCUUACUUGCACAUAAUCUAGUUAUUUGGAUUUGUGAAGCUGACAGAACUGCAGCCGUCUCUCCUUGGAUGACAGACACCGUCUAUCCAGAGACUGUAAUGCAACGUAACAUCAGUGAAUGUAAUGCAACCGUUUUUGUCAACAGGGACACAGAUUUGGGCACCAGUUAAUUCAGUAUGGCUGUGUGUGUGUGUGUUGGGGGGGGGGGGUUAUUUGCUGGCCAUAUACAACAACCUCAUUGAAAGUAACCACAAGUGAGCAAGACAUAGUGUCGGGCACAUGUAAGGCCAUUUGAAUGUAGCUUACCGUCUGGAGGAAACGUUAUUACUGCCAGUACUUUUAUUUUGGAAUCUGUAUGCACCUGUUUCCUUGGAGAGCACGGUGCAAUACUUCUGUUUUAAUUUUUUAAUUUUUAAAUUAGGGGGUAAGAGGCCCGUUCUCACGCACUGCUACGGGGACCUUCCAAGAACAAAACCGUCUUUCCAUCGCGGAUCGUUUCAGUAUCAUUUCAUCAUUUUUGUUUUCACGUGUCAGGCUUUUUUUUUAAUGUUUUUUUUUUUUUUUGGUCACAGCUUUUGCUGACUUGGCCCCAGCGUACAUUGCCUUCUCGUCCUCGUAGCGCGCACCAGGGCGGUGUCAGUGUUGGUGGGACAGGACAUCUUUUCGAACACUACAUGCACCGAAUCCCAAACAGCUACAGGGAGGGAGGGAGAGGGAGAGGGCGAGAGAGGGGGGGCGGUUGCUGUGGUGAUUUUUCACCCACGUUUGCUAGUUUUAAUUAACACUGAACUCCAUAUUCAUGACGCUUACUAACUCCGAUCCGUUGUAGUUUCUUGUUUAUAUUCCAGAUCUCUGACGAAAUGCACAGGGCGCGCGAGGUCCAAUCAAAAAGCAUGGCGGUCACGUGUGAUGGAGGGGGGGGGGUCGGCUUGGGAGGAUGGACGCAAAGGGACGCGGGGCCGCGCCGUUUAAACGCAGUCGCGGGAGCCGCGCGGCCGGCGUCACACAACCGCGCGCACACGCACGCACACACACAUCCCCGCGGUCUGAAAUACGACAAGUGUCCUUUGAGGUCUGAAGUUGGUGUUACGGAUAUCGAACUAAAAUUACUUCUUCACAUAGUCACAGGUAUAACGAGUAGCGAGAUAACAGGAAAGAACGACGCUGUGUUAGAAUAUAAAUAAAAUCACAGAACUAAAACCACAGGACCACACGUUUUGUUUUUUUUAAACUUCUAUUCUGAGCGCUGAAAUAGUUUUAUAGUGAAAUACAGCUGGUUUAAGAAAAUCUGUGGCUGCAGUGUGGAAGUUGAUUUGUUUUUGGGGUUUGUUUUCUUUUAAAUCCCUCGUCCGUCGUCAGGACGGUCGUCCCGGCCAGAACCCCCCCCUCCUCCCCCCCCCCGUUUCUUACAAAUCGACCACAUUUGAAAAUGACUGCGACGGGGGGAAGAAAAGAAGAAGAAAAAAAAACGUGAGAAAAAAGGAACAACAAAUAAAAACAGAAGUAUUUGGUGUCGUUUCAGCCGGGGUAGAAUCACGUCUAUUUCCCCACCACCGAGCAUCUGUUCCUCCUGCAUUUGCAUGGAGCGCGCGAUAAGGGCUCAUUUGACUGACAGCGUCUCUCUUAGUGACACGUGAAGCCGUGCGCACUGUGCAACUCUCGUCCUCCGCCAGUAAAACUGGAGAUUCAGUCAAAAUCAAUAUAUACAAAUACUUGCAUUUUUGAUGUCUAUAUUAUUUAUUUUUUUAAGGUUUCUUGCCAUAUGGAGAUGCAAUAACUGCUAAAAUGUUGGACAAUGAUUGUCAAAGGGACUUCCUGUGAAGAUUUUUGUAAAACUUCUACCAGGCCAGCAACUGUUAGAGCAUUAAACUAACAUUUUCUAUGUAUUUUCAUUGCUUUUAUUUUAUUUUAUUUUAGUUGUGUUUAAUUAUGUACACGUGAACUGCCUUGUUUUAAAUGAGCUUUGUGUACUGUGUAUUUUCACAAUAAAAGUAGUUUUC